Messenger RNA from Amaranthus tricolor (Joseph's coat), 6377 nucleotides. RefSeq names its product rRNA biogenesis protein RRP5. Gene Ontology annotation, cellular component: nucleus; nucleolus; small-subunit processome. The coding region runs from base 201 to 5879 and encodes 1892 amino acids. NCBI's taxonomy places the organism in Eukaryota, Viridiplantae, Streptophyta, Magnoliopsida, Caryophyllales, Amaranthaceae. Gene Ontology annotation, biological process: rRNA processing. The transcript has 21 exons. The record is from RefSeq and is a predicted model, not a curated record. Gene Ontology annotation, molecular function: RNA binding; protein binding.
GGGAAAUAAUUCCGUAAUUUCUACUACACUACUGCUGGAACCUAAAACCCUUGAAAACCCCUUUAGCCUCCUCAUUCCCUUCAGUUCGGCGCCAUUUCCAUAUACCUUCAGUGCUCAAAUUGCUUGCUUUUAUUCAUGUUCAUUGGUUUUUGAUUCAGGAUUCCGUAUUGUAAUUUCAUUACGGCGAAUUACUUCUUCAAAUGGCGCCAUUCAACAAGAAGAAUGUCAAAAGGAAAUCCAGAGACCACCAAAAUAAGCCUUCGGAUUCUACUCGUUCUCAGACCUUACCUAUUCAAUUUGAUGACGAUGUUCCUGAUUUUCCUCGAGGAGGAGGAAGCAAGUUGAAUAGAGAAGAACGAGAUGAAAUUAGGGCUCAAGUGGAUGAGGAAUUUGACUCCCAUGUCAGGGAGUCGAAGCGCAGGAAGAAGAAGAAGACUCAGGGGAGUCGGAAAUCUAAUGAUGAUGAUUUGGGUUCGCUUUUUGGAGAAGGGAUUUCUGGAAAAUUGCCUAGGUUUGCUAAUAAGCUUACUUUAAAGAACAUAUCUCCAGGAAUGAAGCUAUGGGGAGUGAUUGCGGAAGUAAAUGAUAAAGAUCUUGCAGUGAGCCUUCCUGGUGGGUUACGUGGCUUAGUUCGGGCUAAUGAAGCAGUUGAGUCUGCUUUAUUAGAUGAUGCCAAGGAUGUAGAGGUUAAUUUCCUCGCUGGUUUGUAUCAUGUUGGUGAGCUUGUGCCUUGUAUUGUGUUGCAAGUAGAUGAUGACAAGAAGGAGACAGGGAAGAGAAAAGUUUGGCUUUCUUUACGUCUGUCUCUAAUGCACAAGGGAUACUCUUUAGACGCAGUUCAAGAAGGAAUGGUCUUGAAUGCAACUGUGAAAAGCAUUGAAGAUCAUGGGUACAUUCUUCACUUUGGAGUUCCUUCGUUUAGUGGAUUUAUGCCAAAGAAUAGUGCGGAAGUUGGCGAGGACGUUAAGAUAGCAGGGCAGCAUGUGCAGGGGAUUGUGAAAAAUAUUGAUAAAGUCCGUAAAGUAGUUUAUCUGUCGACUGAUAGUGAUAUGGUGUCGAAAUGUGUGAUGAAGGAUCUUAAGGGUAUCUCACUUGAUCUUCUAGUUCCUGGCAUGAUGAUUAGUGCUCGAAUACAGUCUACACUUGAAAACGGGAUCAUGCUUUCAUUCUUAACUUAUUUCACUGGAACUGUCGAUAUGUUUCACCUCCAAAAUCCAUUUCCUGCAUCUGACUGGAAAAAGCUCUAUGACACAAAUAAAAAGGUAAAUGCUCGUAUACUCUUCAUUGAUCCAUUGAGCAGGGCUAUUGGUUUGACGAUUAAUCCUCAUCUCCUUCUCAACAAAGCUCCUCCUUUGCUUGUCAAGACAGGAGAGAUAUAUGAGCACUCAAAAAUUAUCAGAGUAGACAAAGACUGGGGUCUUCUGCUGAAAAUUCCAUCCUCACCAGCUCCCACUCCGGCAUAUGUUAUUAUGGCGGAUGUGAGUGAUGAAGAUGUCCAUAAGCUUGAGAAGAAGUAUGAGGAAGGAAUUGAUGUUAGAGCAAGAAUACUUGGGUAUAGGCACUUGGAAGGGCUGGCUAUGGGUACUCUCAAGGCUAGUGCGUUUGAAGGUGCAGUGUUUACUCAUGCUGAUGUUAAGCCGGGAAUGGUGGUGAAGGCAAAAGUUGUUGCUGUUAAGAGCUCAGGUGCUAUUGUGCAAUUUCCCAGUGGCGUCAAGGCACUUUGUCCCAUACGACAUAUGUCUGAAUAUGAUAUUGAGAAGCCAAGGAAAAAAUUUAAGGUUGGGGUGGAGCUAGUCUUUCGUGUUCUUGGAUGCAAGUCAAAGAGAAUUACUGUUACACAUAAGAAAACACUUAUAAAAUCAAAACUCUCCAUUCUUAGCUCAUAUGCUGAUGCAACUAAAGGAUUAGUCACCCACGGGUGGAUUACGAAGAUCGAUAACCUUGGAUGUUAUGUGCGGUUUUACAAUGGAGUUGAAGGAUUUGCUCCCAGAUCUGAGCUUGGUUUAGAGCUUGGAUGUGACACAAGCUCAAGAUAUCAUGUUGGGCAGGUAGUUAAAUGCAGAGUAACAAGCUCUUCACAUCAUCGCAUCAAUCUAAGUUUCACUGUAUCACCAAAAAAAAUCGCUGAGGAUGAAGUGGUUAAGUUGGGUAGUGUGGUAUCUGGAGUAGUUGAUAUUGUCAUGCCCGAUGCCAUAUAUUUACAUGUAAAUGGGAAAGGAAAUAUGAAGGGUACAAUUUAUACUGAACACUUAGCCGACCACCAUGGACAAUGUGCACUGCUGAAAUCGGUGUUGAAGCCUGGACAUAUACUUUCGGAGCUGCUGGUUCUCGAGGUAGAAGGCAACAAUAUCAUACUUAGUGCGAAAUAUUCUUUAAUUCAUGCUGUACCACAGAUUCCUGCUGAUAUCACACAGAUCACUUUGCAUUCAGUGAUAAGCGGUUAUGUAUGUAAUUUAAUUGAAACCGGGUGUUUUGUCCGAUUCCUUGGGCGUUUGACUGGAUUCUCUCCUAGGAAAAAGGCUUUAGAUGACAGAAAUAUCAAUCUUUCUGAAGCCUUUUUUGUUGGACAGUCUGUACGUUGCAAUAUUCUAGAAAUUAACAACGAAAGUGGUCGCGUAACAUUAUCUUUGAAGCAGUCCAGUUGCACAUCUACUGAUACUUCCUUCCUCCAAUCAUAUUUUGUAACUGAGGAGAAAAUUGCUAAGCUUCAGAUGCCUAUUUCACGAAGCUCCGAGUUUAGCUGGCCAGAAGAUUUUGAUGUCGGAUGUGUUAUUGAGGGUAGAAUUGAUGAGGCAAAGGAUUUUGGGGUUGCUAUCAGUUUUGAGAAAUAUGGUGAUGUUUUUGGCUUUAUUUCACAACAUCAAUUGGAUGGAAAAACUCUUGAAAUUGGCUCCACUGUUCGAGCCGUAAUUCUUGAUGUUGCUAAGUCUGAGCGCCUAAUUGAUCUGUCUUUGAAGCCACAAUUAGUUGAGAAAUCUGAAAGAGAUGCUAGUGUAACUGUAGUGUCUAAGAAGAAACGGAAAAGAGGAUCCAAGGAAUUCAAGUUGCAUGAGACUGUAAAUGCUGUAGUUGAAUUAAUUAAAGAGGACUACUUGGUAGUUUCAUUACCAGAGCGUGAUUAUGCUAUAGGAUAUGCUGCUAUAACAGAUUAUAAUAUGCAAAGGUUACAGCGGAAGCAGUUCUCCAUAGGACAAACAAUUCUUGCAACUAUUGUGGCGCUUCCAAAUGAUUCAACUUCAGGAAGGUUACUUUUGCUCCUUGAUUCUUUUAACCAGGCUCCAGGAACUUCAAGUUCUAAGAAGGCAAAGAAGAGAUCAGGAUAUGAUAUUGGCUCUCUUGUCCAUGCAGAGAUUACGAAUGUUAAGCCUCUUGAACUGUGGGUAAAGUUUGGGAUAGGAUGUCGUGGUAGAGUGCACAUUACAGAGGUAAAUGACGAUAGUGUUGUUGAAAAUCCUUUCUCCACAUACAAAGUGGGGCAAACAUUGACUGCUAGGGUGGUUUCUGAUAGUGUAAAGCAAGAAUAUCACAAAAAAGGCAGCCUGUGGGAAUUGUCUCUCAAACCAUCAAUGCUGUCAGCUUCUAGUGUGAUGGAGAAAGAACAAAUGGUGGAAGAAUUUAGCUUCUCAGUAGGACAGCAUGUCAGUGGUUAUGUAUACAAGGUAGAUAAAGAAUGGGUGUGGUUAGCAGUCUCUAGACUGGUGAAGGCUAAGCUUUUUAUUCUUGACAGUUCAUGUGAACCAAGUGAUCUGGAGAAUUUUCAGAAGCGCUUUAGGCUGGGAACUGCUCUCUCUGGGUAUAUACUGAGUAUAGAUCGAGAAAGGAAGUCCUUGCGUUUGAUUAUGCAUCCAUUGUCUGCUGUCUCCAAUGGAUCAAUAGGCUCACAGGAUGAUAGUUCUACAUCAAAUGAGAAGGAAGCUUGUCAUGUUCAAAAUGUUGAUGUUGUAGGUGGUAGAGUGUGGAAGAUUCUUCCAGGUGUUGGCGGCAUUCUUGUGCAGAUAGGGCCUCACAUGUAUGGUAAGGUUCACUUCUGUGAACUUACUGGCUCAUGGGUUUCUGAUCCUUUAGCUGGCUAUCACGAGGGCCAAUUUGUUAAGUGCAAGGUCCUAGAACUCAGCCAUUCUGCUAAGGGCACUAUUCAUAUUGAUUUGUCAUUGCGUGCCUGUGAGGAUACCAUCACUGGAAAUUCUCUUGGUGGUUGCGUUGAGAAGAUUGAAGACCUUCAGACUGAUAUGGUGGUGUAUGGUUAUGUCAAGAAUGUUACUCCUAAGGGGUGCUUCAUUAUGCUCUCCAGAAAUAUUGAUGCAAGAAUCAAGCUUACCAACUUGUCUGAUGGAUAUGUUGAGGACCCUAUAAAGGAAUUUCCUGUUGGUAAACUUUUAAAAGGAAAAAUUAUCUCUGUGGAACCUUUGUCCAAACGUGUUGAAGUUACUCUGAAGAUGGAUGAUAAGAAUAACAGAUCUGAGUUGAGUGGUUUUGAUUCUCUUAGUGUUGGUGAUGUUGUGAAAGGUAGGAUUAAACGGGUUGAGUCAUUUGGUCUAUUCAUUGUAAUUGACAAUUCAAACCUGGUUGGAUUAUGCCAUGUCUCUGAGAUUUCGGAUGACCAUGUUGAUAAUCUUGAGGAACAAUAUAGAGCAGGGGAGAGAGUUGCUGCAAAAGUUUUGAAAGUGGAUGUAGAAAGGCACAGAAUCUCACUUGGAAUGAAGUCUUCAUAUUUUGAUGAUGAGGAACAUGUUAAUGAUUAUGGAACAGAGGAGGUUGAAUCAGGUGAUAAUCCUUUAAUUUUGGAACAAACCAAGGUUGACGUGCCUCAUCCUGCUUUUUCGGAUUCUACAAUUGGACUUGAACACGAAUCCUCUCUUAUCCAAGUGGAAUCAAGGGCUUCUGUGCCCCCUCUGGAGGUUAUUCUUGAUGAUAUUGAGGAUGAUGAGGUGUUUGUUGAACCGGACAAGGAAGAAACUGCUAAUGUUCCCAAUCCUAUUGAUGAGAAGAGCAAGAGACGGGCGAAGAAGAAAGCCAAGGAAGAGGAGGAACAGAAAAUCAGGGUUGCUGAACAGCGUUUACUUGAUAAAGAUAUUCCAAGAACUAGCGAUGAAUUUGAGAAAGUAGUUCGAACCUCCCCAAACAGCAGCUUUGUCUGGAUAAAAUAUAUGGAGUUUAUGAUUUCUAUGGCUGAUGUUGAGGGAGCCCGAUCGGUGGCUGAUAGGGCCUUGAGCACAAUCAACAUCACCAAUGAAACAGAGAAGCUGAAUGUAUGGGUAGCGUACCUUAAUUUCGAAAAUCAGUAUGGGAAUCCUCCUGAGGAAGCAGUAGCCAGACUAUUUCAGAAAGCAUUGCAGUAUUGUGAUCCCCUAAAGUUGCAUUUGGAGCUCUUAAAAUUAUAUGAGAGGACAGAACAACAUAAGUUGGCUGAUGAGCUUCUUGAAAAAAUGGUUAAAAAGUUUAAACAAUCAUCUGAGGUAUGGCUGAGGGGAAUUCAAUGGUUUUUGAAAACAAAACCGGAGGAAGUUGAUAAAUUGAUGAACCGUGCUCUUUUAUCUCUCCCUAAACAUGAACACAUACAGUUUCUUUCUCAAGUGGCUAUCAGCGAGUUUAAAAGUGGGGUACAUGAUAAAGCGCGUUCAAUAUUUGAGAAAAUGUUGCGUGAAUACCCCAAAAGACUAGAUCUGUGGAGUGUUUAUCUUGAUCAGGAAAUUCGAUUGGGCGAUGUUGACUUAACUCGUGCAUUGUUUGAGAGAGCUAUAAGUUUGAGUCAUCCGCCAAAAAAGAUGAAGUUCUUGUUCAAGAAGUUUCUCAAAUAUGAAGAGUCACUUGGUGAUGCAAGUAGGGUUCAAUAUGUAAAACAGAAGGCCCGAGAAUAUGUGGAAACAGCUGCAAUAUGAGAUCAAGUGUCUGCAUUGUAUUUAUUUUCCUUGCUUUCGUCCAUUGGUUGUUAACCGGAGUGAAGAGCACACACAGAGGCAUAACCAUGCGCCUAGUACUCAUCACCGGAAUCAUUGACAACUGAGUUAGUAGGCGGUGAAGAUUACCCUCUUUAAUUAUUGCAACAUUGGUUAGUUAGGACAACGGCCCAUCCAAGUCGCACUAGCAUCUAGUUCCCCCAUUUAUUCAAAAUUUUGUGCGGGUUUUGCACGAAUGUUUAACGAGAUUUAAGAUCAUUGACGAACAACGCUCUUGUUUUGGGGCCGCCCUAAUUUUGUAUGUUAGCACAAAAUUAGAUGAAAUUUUGUAGAUUGUGGAUUAUACUUGUGGUUUUCCGGCAGUCUCCUGUUUAGGAUGAACUUGAGUGUCCAACGAGCUUUAAUAAUAUUCAUUCUUUUUGUUCUUUUUAUGUCUAAUUUAAACGGUACACUUUAUUAAUAACGAUCUUAAAUUCUCAA